This is a messenger RNA of Topomyia yanbarensis, 2110 nucleotides long. RefSeq names its product secernin-2. Gene Ontology annotation, molecular function: dipeptidase activity; cysteine-type exopeptidase activity. The transcript is spliced from 4 exons. The coding region runs from base 250 to 1356 and encodes 368 amino acids. The record is from RefSeq and is a predicted model, not a curated record. Gene Ontology annotation, biological process: proteolysis. Lineage: Eukaryota; Metazoa; Arthropoda; Insecta; Diptera; Culicidae.
UUCUGUCUGCUUGGCAUCGGGUUCGGGUACAAAAUUUCUUAUUCAUCACAAAGUGCAGUCUGCGAUUAACUUUUGCCAGCGUGAAAAGUGACAAUAUUUUGAAAAUCAGCCCUAAAAGUUGUGCCGAAAGUUAAUUAAACUUGUGUAUUGAUUUACACACGAUCGAUUUUACAGACGGCCAACUUUCACUUCAUUAUCGAUUUGGGUUGUAAGUGAGUGAAAGAGAGGGAGACAGGGGGAUAAAAAGAAAUGUCUGGAAUCUGUGGUGAAGCAUUUGUUGUCCUGGCUCCAAUCACCGAAUCGGAUCAAACGAUUAUCUAUGGUCGGAAUGGUCUUCGGGAGCCGCCUUCGGACGAGUCUGCCGUUACUGAAGUUCGCUACUAUCCAGCUUCCGAGGAUAGCGGAUCUUUGAAAUGUGAUUCGGCUGAAAUUGACGGAGUGGCGACGUUGUCUGUGAUUUUGAGUCAACCAGCCGGCCUAUGGGGAGCGGAGAGUGGCUCAAAUGAGAAAGGUGUGAGUAUAGGAUUGACAUUCAGCGAUGGCCAUCCGUUAGAUGGCAAACUUAACGCAACUGAUCUGGUGAGAUUGGGUCUGGAACGUGGAGCUAGUGCAUCCGAUGCCAUAGACAUCAUGACGAAGUUAAAUGCUGCUUCGGGACCAGACGGCGAAAGUAAAGACGCCCCCAAAGCUGCUUUUGUAAUUUGUGAUCCCAGUGAAGCGUGGCUGUUGAAUAUUGUGGGAAGCUUGUGGGCGGCUCAUAAAAUCUCAACCAGCUGUUUAGCACUUACAUCGGGAUUGUCGGUUGGUUCAAAAAUUGACCGUAGCUCGGUGGAUCUGCACUCGAAACUCCAAGCAGCUGGUAUAUGGGAUGGUUCUGCUGAGCUUAACUUUAGCGCCGCAUUUGGUUCGGAAUCUGCGAGGGCAUGGCCCACUGGAGAACCAAACGGAGAAGGUACAUUCGGAUUGCUUCAGAUGUUCAAAACAUUGCGAACCGUAGGCGCGGAAAGAUUGUCUCUUUCAAGCCAAGUUUCGGUACUGUCGAGCAGCGGUCUUUCUUGCCAUUGGCUCACCGCUACUCCCAAUCCGGAAGAGUCGGUUUUCAAGCCUUUUAUUUUUACUUCGGGUGCGAAGAUUUCGCCUCUGACCAAACUUCUCGAAGGUGAGAAUCAAACUUUGCUCCACAAGCUGCACCAAAAUCGGAAAUGGGAGAAUGUGGGAGAAUUGCUUAUGUCGCUCGAACGCACUUGCGUCGAUGAGGUUAAUCGCUUUAUUGGCGAACACUCCGGAGAACCAAAUCAAGAGCUAGAUGAACUAAUGAAGGACUGUGUCGAGGCUGAAGUCAAGUUCUAUCGCUAAAUAUCGUUAAAAAUUAUUUCGGAAGUUACCGUUUGUAGGAAGCAGCAAAUCGCACUAUCACAGCGAACAAAGCGCUAUAUAAUAGCACACUGAUCUUGUAUUUUUACGACAUUCCUUAUAACGAAAAAUUAAGACUUGCUUGAGGUUUGAUUUCCACAAUACCAAAUUUAUAGAAUCGAAAGUAGAUAAACGAGGGCCACUACCAUAUAAAUGUAAAUCGGUUUAGAAUGACGAAAAGUAUAUUCCUUAUAGGCAGGAUAAUGUCUUUAGCGUAUAGGAAAUGUGCAGUGAAUAUCAUGAAGGAUUAAGUAAUUAAGUUUUUCAUUGGUUUGUUAUAUGCAUUGCAUUUUUAUCAGUAUGCUUAAAGCUGUGUUCAUUUUUACUGUGUUUAAACGUAUGUAUGUUAUUUGUAAUGCUCACGAGGAUUUCACAUUUAUAAUUAGUUCCAUUAUUCGUAAAACUAUGAUUUCAACGGCGUGAGAUCUCAUUUUAUUAAUUCUUAUUUAUUAAAAUUUCCACUAAUAGUUAAACUAUUUUACACUUGACCAGCACAGAGAAAUCGUAUCGUUUUGAGAUUGUAAUUUACACAAUAAUACAAUAAAUUCUGCAAACGUAUAUAGCAUCUAUCAGCCGUAUCAAACAUUCAAGUGUAUCCUUUCUCUCUGCUGCAACAAAUGCAACUAGAAACAAUAAAUACUCUAUCGAUGCAUGCGAAGCCAAUAAUAAAUUGAAUUACAAAAAUAAAAAUCUCCAA